CGGAAGUUGGAGCGUCUCCGCCUUGGCUGAACUUCAGUGGUAGACUCGCCUGGUAGAUCAACAUGAUUUUUUAUCUGGCUCUGAGCUCCGUCACCAACUGAGACCAGUUGAUAAUUUCAAAUUUGGGGACAUAAUAACCAAACACUUCAUUGGACGUCUUUCCUCAGGUAAAGCUGAUGAUGGGCGACGAAGGAACCCAGAUAUGCAGCAACUGCAAGCACGAUAUUCCUGAAGCCAACUUCACCACACAUGAGAUCCACUGUCGGAGGAACAUAGCGCUGUGUGACGUCUGCCAGGAGCCCGUGCGAAGAACAGAGCUGCAGACACACAAGGAGCAGGAACACACGCAGAUAAAAUGCAAGUGUGGUUUGAAGAUGGAUAAGGGCCGUGUGGAAAUCCACCAGAGCUCAGAGUGCGCCCUGCGUCUGGUCCCCUGUCAGUACUGCGGCCUGGAGCUGGCCUCCAGGAAGGCCCAGGAGCACGAGGAGUACUGCGGCACGCGAACCGAGCCCUGCCCGCUCUGCAGGAGCAACGUGAUGCUGCGGGAGCAGGCGGCCCACCCGGCCAUCUGCGGCAGCCUCACGCCCCCCCCGGAGAGGAACAACAACCGGACCAGCUUCAGCACGGCGGAGCCUCAGUCCCCCGCGGCUUGGUUCGACGUGCCCGCCAUCCGGAAUCUUCUGGAGGCCGAAAGCAGGAUUCCCAAGACCUGCAACAUCAGUGCAGGGGGGGGAAGGGGCUUCCACUGGUCGCCAGACCCCAGGGGGUACAACACGGGCCGGGGCCCUGGGGGACCAGGGAACAGGACCACCUCCGUCCCGGGGAACGCAUCAUUCAGCCAACUGCUGGAACAUGCAGAAGAACAGACAGUUUUCAGCACCUCCAGCACCACCAGCCCCGGCAGUGCCUGGCCUCAGGGCUCUUCCUCUGCGGAGGAGGAGGAGACCAACCUGGACUUCCUGCUGGCGCUGAGUCUGCAGAGCGACCCGGGCCCGGACGAGCUCGCGGCCGAGGGCAGCUCCUUGUGGACGGACGUCUGGGACGAACGACUGGGGAGGAAUCCUCCCGACGCCUCCAACUCCUUCAACUCUCCUCCCAGCAACAACAACGUCCAGCACCCAGAGGCAGCUGCAGCCCAGGGUAACCAAUACAAAGAUGCCAUGCUGCCUUGUGAGUUCUGUGAGGCCUUGUUCCCCGAAGAAGACCUCAUUUUGCAUCAGACCGGCUGUAGCCCCGCGUCGGUCUUCGCCUCCUUCAGCAAGCGGCCCCUGUCUCCCUCUGACGCAGAGCCCAUGAGCAGGAGCACCAGCGGAACCUUCCACAGCCACGCAGAGCCCGCCGCCAACCGCCCCGGUCCCUCCAGCUUCCUGCCCAUGGACGCCCCCGCCCGCUGCAGUCCCCCGGCCCGGCCACUAGAGGGCGAACUGAUGAUUCCCUGUGAGUUCUGCGGCGUGGCGCUGGAGGAGUCUGUGGUGUUCCAUCAUCAGGAUAUGUGUGACCUCCGACCCUGCUCCUCCAAGCCAGUGAACAACAUAAAGAAGGCCUCUUUCAUCACGCCGUUCGCUGCUGUAGAGAACCCUCGCAGACGAGCCUCUCCAGAGCCUCACAGGAGGGUCCAUCACCAAGCCGAGCCACUCGGGGAGCUGUUCGGAGCGGAUGAAGAGGAGGAGGACGAGCAGCGGUGGGGAUACCCAGGGAGGGGCCCUCAGAGUGGGGGUCUGCCGCCCCCCCCCCAGAGGGCCGGCGUUGGUGGUAAUCCUGGUCCAAACCGGUCCCAGCGCAGCAGAGACCUGGGUCCUCUCUCCUCCCUCCUCGACACCCCCCAGUACCCCAACUCAGCUUCACCUGGACCAACUACAUUAGAGGGGCGAAGGAGAGGGAGGAGCCCAGGGAGAAAGCUGCCGAAGAAGCCAAAUGAAGAGUAAGAUGAAGAGGAGGAUGACCCAGCCGGAGGGGUCAGGACGAAGAGGAGGAGGGGGCAUGAUGAAGAGGAAGGGGGCAGUAAUAUCUGUGUUGUUUUAUCCUUCUCUGAUCAUCUUGGUUUCCUCUGUGAUCAAGGAGAUGUCCAUACUUGAUAAGUGCCUGUCUGUGUGCUGGUGUAUCGUGGAUUAUUUCCUGAAGCCAUUCAGCCUCUAAUUUGAAAUGGAAUGUAGUCACCUCUUGUCCUGAUUAAGUUUUUAAACGUUUGUCUAACCAGUCUAAUCAUAAUUGUAUUUUUUUAAAUAAGGGAUUUUUUUCUUUUUUUAUUAUAGGUUAUUCUUAUAUAAUGGCAAAACAACUACUAUUACUUAUCGUGAUCAUCUGUAAGGGUGAUACUUCAUUUGACUGUAUGGGUUUAUGUGUAAGGCAAAAUGUUUUUUUGCUAAAACAAUUGUGCGUGUAAACAUUAUCAUUCUGCUAACUGACCAAGAACAUUCCACUUCAAGCAGUCUCUGCUCUUUUCAGUUUGAUUUAAAACUGUUUUUGUUUAAAAGUGUUUUUCAAAACUGUUAAGUAUUAUUGGUUAAAAUCUAUGUAACGUAUGUUUCCUUUCAUCUGAAAUACAGAAAAUAACUUUG
Messenger RNA from Gadus macrocephalus (Pacific cod), 2558 nucleotides. RefSeq names its product TRAF-type zinc finger domain containing 1 (gene trafd1). The record is from RefSeq and is a predicted model, not a curated record. NCBI's taxonomy places the organism in Eukaryota, Metazoa, Chordata, Actinopteri, Gadiformes, Gadidae. The transcript is spliced from 12 exons. The coding region runs from base 177 to 1925 and encodes 582 amino acids.